AAAAAUUGUUGAUAAAACAGUAUAUGAAAUAUAAAUGUUAUUGUCAAUAAGCUCUCAUCGAUUUUCCCCACCCCCUCCUCACGGUAUUUGAUUUGUCAAAAACUGUGUGGGUAAUCAGUCUGCAAUUCGCCCCAAGUCUGUGAGGAUUGUUAUGCAGAUUAAAUCGAAAUAAAUAUUGUUUAAUAGUUUUAAUUUUUUAAAAUUUUAGAAAAUGAGUAAACCUAUUACACAGCCGGCAGCAAAUGAGAAAAGUUAUAUUUUAGAUAGUCAUAAAACAGUUUUAGAGCAACAGGUGAUAGAUGAUGUGGGAGAGAAUGAUGACACUGAAAACAUUUUUCAGGAAAAGCCUGGAGCCACAACUGGAUUGGCUUCAGCCAGUUUUAAUUACAUCAACUCAAUCGUAGGCAGUGGAGUUAUAGGGAUUGCUUAUGCUCUUCAUCAAGCAGGAUUUGUUACUGGUCUUUUUCUUUUGGGAUUUGUUGCUCUUGUUACUGACUAUUCUCUUAUUUUAAUGGUACGAUCAGCUCAUUUGAGUGAGUCAUUUUCAUAUCAAGGACUUAUGGAAGCUGCAUUUGGACGGCCUGGAUUUUAUCUUUUGACUUUUUUGCAGUUUAUAUAUCCAUUCAUUGCAAUGGUGAGCUACAAUGUUGUGGUAGGUGACACUGUGACCAAAGUUCUAAUUCGUGUUUUCUCUCUUUCGCCGAGAUCUAUAUUUGCUAGGAGGCAUUACGUUGUGGCGAUGGCUACAGUAUUUGUUACGAUUCCUCUUUGCCUGCUCAAAGACAUGGCUAGGCUUGCUAAAGCCAGCAUGCUCUCUCUUGCUUUCAUUGUAUUUAUCCUCAUGGCAAUCUUUAUUCGAUUUAUCACUCUAGCUCCAAAAAUCCCCUCUACUCGAAACUCAUGGCUAUUAUUCAACUGGGGUGUCAUCCCUGCUAUUGGGAUCAUGGCUUUUGCAUUUAUGUGCCAUCACAACGUGUUCCUGCUCUAUGGAUCAAUUAAAGGAGCUGAUCAGGGGAGGUGGGAUAAAGUCACUCAUUACUCUGUCUUUGCUUCCUUUGUUAUUUCAUGUCUCUUUGGCAUUACUGGCUAUGCAACCUUUACUGGAUAUUCUCAAGGUGAUCUACUAGAAAAUUACUGUUGGGAUGAUGAUUUGAUGAAUGCUGCCAGGAUUGCAUUUUCUCUGACAAUCCUUUUCACUUUUCCAAUAGAAUGCCUUGUGACUAGAGCUGUUAUUACUCAAGCUUAUGGCGAAGUCUCACAUUUCUUUUCAACUAUUUUAAUUGUUGCAACAACUUAUCUUAUAUCUAUUUCCACUGAUUGCUUAGGAGUUGUUCUGGAACUCAAUGGUGUCAUCUCUGCUGUUCCAUUAGCUUUUGUACUGCCAGCCGUUAGCUACCUGAAGCUGGAGCAGGGCUCUGUGUUUUCGUUGAGGAAGCUGCCGGCCCUUGGCUUGGCUAUCUUUGGAAUGUCUGUCGCUGUCAUAGGCCUCCUCAUCAUCAUUACAACAUUUUCUACAGUUGACAGGUGUACUCAUGGCCAUGACAUGCCUUACUGCUACAAUCGUACUGAGUAAGGAAAUAAUCAUAUCGAGUACACAGAUACAACUGAAAGAAAAUAGAACUGGAAAUUCAAGAGCUUGAUAUGAUGCCCAUCAAUUUGAGCUUGCAGAAGAGAACCUGCCUCUAACAGGUAUAGUUAUGGGUCCAACUCUUUGUAAACAUUUUACAAUUUAGCUUCAAUUUUAUAUUUUAUUUAGGAAAUUUAAAAAGAUCAAAUUUUUAAACCUAUUUUAUGUGAAAUAUGAAUGCGUUUAUUAAAUAUUGAUAAAUAUUUGAAGGAGGCUAGGUUUGAUUCUAUGGUUAAGGAAACCUAGAUUAUUGAUAUGGUAUUCAUAUAUGAAUCAUAUUUUCAUACAAAUAUGAACACAACUGAUAAAAUUGAUUCUUAAUUUUAAAAUUUAAGGAAUGGAGCUUUUUCAUACAUAUGUUACAGUAUCUGAUCAGUUUGACAAAUUUUAGUUUAAUUUGUUAUGUGUUAUUUAAGAGUUGGACUCUCUUUACUUUAGAUGCCAAAAAUCAUUCUGCAUAACGUAAUAUAGGGCUUUAAAAAUAAAAACACAAAAAAAUUUAGCAUAUAUUGAUUAUUCAUAUGCUUUUUAUGUAGAAUAUACAGUUAUAUAUUUAUUAUAGUUUUAGUUGAGGUUGUGCAAAUGUGUAUAAUAAUAUAAAUGUGUUGAAUAUAUG
Nezara viridula (southern green stink bug) is the source of this 2243-nucleotide messenger RNA. The record is from the annotation of a GenBank genome assembly. Lineage: Eukaryota; Metazoa; Arthropoda; Insecta; Hemiptera; Pentatomidae.